AGCCGGGCGCCCGCUUCCGGCCUGGCUGGAGUGACGCUUCUGAGGCGAGGAUGUGGCUCUUUUCUCGGGACCCGCUGCGGGAGUUCCCCUUCGAGGCCACCCCGGGGGCCCCGGUGCCUUUCCCGCUGCCGCCCGGGUCGGGGAUCUGGCAGCUGCACCGCGGGAGGAGGAAGGCCACAGGGGAGCAAGUGUCCCUCUUCAUCCACGAUGUGAAGCCCAACGCCGAAGAGCAGACCCAGCUGGCCAAGGCGGCCUUCAAGCACCUCAAGACGCUACGGCACCCCAAUAUCCUCUCCUACAUCGACGGGUUGGAGACGGAGAAAUGCCUACAUGUGGUGACGGAGCCCGUGACGCCGCUGCCGGCCCACCUGGAAUCACGCAUGAGCGAAGGGAGAGGCCUGAGCGAGCUGGAGGUUUCCUGGGGUCUCCAUCAGAUUGUGAAAGCCCUCAGCUUCUUGGUGAACGACGGCCACCUGGUCCACAGCAAUGUCUGCGCCUCCUCUGUCUUCGUGGACCGCGCCGGCGAAUGGAAACUGGGCGGUUUGGAGUACAUGUGCCCGGCGCAAGGCGAGGGUCUCAUGCUUCGGAAGGGGGUCCCGGAGCUGGAGAAGUACGACCCGCCUGAGAUGGGCGAGAGCGACAAAAGCGGCGGCGGGGAGAAAUGGUCGGCGGACAUGUGGCGCCUUGGCUGCCUCAUUUGGGAAGUUUUCAACGGUCCUUUACCUCGGACAUCCUCCCUCCGAUCUUUUGGGAAAAUCCCCAAGUCCUUGAUCCCCCAUUAUUGCGAAUUAGUGGGCGCCAACCCUAAAGUGCGGCCCAAUCCGGCCAAGUUCCUGCAGAGCUGCCGCAGCCCUGGCGGCUUCAUGGACAACAGCUUUGUGGAGACCAACCUCUUCUUGGAAGAGAUCCAGAUCAAGGAUCCGGCCGAGCGGCAGCAGUUCUUCCAGGAUCUGAGUGCCAAUCUGGACGCCUUCCCGGAGGACUUCUGCCGCCACAAGGUCCUCCCGCAGCUGCUGACCGCCUUCGAGUUUGGAAGCGCCGGCGCUGUCAUCCUCACCCCGCUUUUCAAGGUGGGGAAGUUCUUGAAUGCUCAGGAAUACCAACAGAAAAUAAUCCCGGUCAUCGUGAAGAUGUUCUCCUCGCCAGAUAGAGCCAUGAGGAUCCGAUUACUGCAGCAGAUGGAGAACUUCAUCCAAUACCUCAACGAGCCCACUGUCAACAACCAGAUCUUCCCGCACGUGGUGCACGGGUUCCUGGACACCAACCCGGCCAUCCGAGAGCAGACUGUGAAGUCCAUGCUGCUCCUGGCACCCAAACUGAACGAAAACAACCUCAACGUGGAGCUCAUGAAACACUUUGCUCGCCUCCAAGCCCGAGACGACCAGGGCCCCAUCCGCUGCAACACGACUGUUUGCCUCGGCAAGAUCGGCCCCUACCUCAGCGCCAACACCCGGCAGAACGUGCUGAUCUCCGCCUUCAGCCGGGCCACCAAGGACCCCUUUGCUCCCUCUCGGGCGGCGGGGAUUCUGGGCUUUGCAGCCACACACAACUUCUACUCCAUGAAAGACUGUGCCUUCAAGAUCUUGCCGGUGCUGUGCACCUUGACCCUGGAUACGGAGAAGACCGUCCGGGACCAGGCCUUCAAGGCCAUCCGGAGCUUCAUGACCAAACUGGAGAAGGUUUCCGAAGACCCGGAACAACUCUCUGAGCUUGAGAAAGACGUCCACGCUCCUUCCGCCAGCCCAGGAACCGGGGCCAGCUGGGCGGGUUGGGCCGUGACGGGGGUCUCGUCGCUCACCUCGAAACUGAUCCGAACGAAUGCGGGGACGGCGCAGGCAGCGGAAUCGGGGGCGGAGGGGGUCCCCGCCACAACAGAGCCCCCCAAAUCAGGAGUUGGACACCCUCCGCCGUCUCCAUCUGAAGCAGCUCCUGCCUCAUCGAGCCAUUGGGACCUGGAGGAGGAAGCGGCCGAAGAGGACAGCACCGGGGACCGAUGGGAUGACGAAGACUGGGGCAGCUUGGAGCAAGAAGCCGAGCAGCCAAAGAGGCAAUCCAGUCCGGAAGACUGGAACAGCCCAGGCUGGUCGGAGCCAACGUCUUUGGCCAGGAAAGCUGAAGUCCGGACGGCCUCCUCGAAGCUGGAGUCCGACUGGGGCGCCUCGGCCUGGGACCUGGAGCCUUCGUGGGGCCGCAAAAAGGUGGAAGGGCCCACGAAGCCCACCGUCUGUCCUCCGGAGGGGACCAAGCUGGCCAGUGAGUACAACUGGGAGAGCGUCCCGGCCGCUGACAAGCCAGACCCCUUCUCCUCCCUCGCAGAGAGGCCAACGGCAGAGAGGCAGAGAAACACAGACGCCUUCGGAGACUGGGGCCUGGAAGAGAACUGGGAAGCGCUGGAGUCGGACCAAGGGCCUAGCAAAGCGGAGUUGGCGAGAAAGAAGCGGGAGGAGCGGCGGCAAGAGAUGGAAGCCAAGCGGGCCGAAAGGAAAGCGGCCAAAGGACCCUUGAAAUUGGGAGCCAGGAAACUGGACUGAUUCCCGUCUUUGGGGGGAAAAAAGAGACUUAAGAUGCUCUCACGGAGCGGCCAAGGAGGUGAAAGAGCCCGGGUCGGGUUUUAAUUUCUUCGGGAACAGACAAACCACGCUGCAAUCACCCUUUGCGUCUUCCUUUCGACCUGGAUCUUGCAAAAAUAAUAAUAAAGCAUUGGCCGCAUCGGCGGAGUCGACAGAGAAGGAAAGACUGCCGUCGUCGCCAAAUGCGGAGGAGGAAUUGGCUGCAAUUUUUUAACGGCUGCGGCUUCACAUAAUAGUCACAGCCUGCGGAUACUGGGGGGGUAUUUUUCGUAGUUGUCGAGUCGUGGUCGAGAUGUGCGUACGUCUGUCAUUUUUUUAUUGGUCAACGCGGAAGCCGACAAAUAAAUUAACUCUUUAAUGAAAGGCUCGUGGGACCCGGCGGCCCUUUGGCAAGAGAGGGAGGGACACGUCGCUCGAAUCCUAGAGUUGGAAGGGACCCCGGAGGUCAUCUAGUCCAUCCCUUUGCCGUGCGGACACCUGAAAGAUUCCCGUCUCGCCUACAAGACAGUCCUAUUCCAGUUCUUCCCAAGCUCUUUUUCUUGCCGUUCGGAAUUCGUUUCGAAUGUUGUCCCGUUCGUUUCUUCGGAGCUCAAGCAACCUCCACCAAGCAUGGCUUCAUCCUUUAAAAUAUCACCGGCGUUAGCUUAGCUUAAAAACAGAAGUAAACCAAAGCGUAAAGCAGAGUUCCUGAGUUCAUUGAGAGACAUUGUUGGAUCAGGAGGAGCGAGGUUUUCUUCCUUCCCUGAGAUUGAAUUUCCACCCAAAAAGGCGAAAGCGCUGCGGCCGCUUCUUCCUCGGCAUCCAACGGUCCUUCUCGCUUUCUUUGGCAACGGGUUUCGGUGACCGAUCGGCCCUGAAUAAGUGCGCUGUGGGUCAAACGCAUUGGCCCGGCGUCCGAUCCUCGGUCCCGUCAUGUGGAGCUGGUGCUUCCCGCGCAAGGAGGCCGCCUCGGAUCCGAAACCUGUCACAAAAACAACGUUUGCAAGCUUUGGUUACCGCAGGAUUGGACUCAACUCAAGGUCCUCCAAUGUGGUUGUGUACUCGGCAUCCAACUACAGAGUUGUCAGGAAUAUUAAAAAUUGACUACUGUA
This is a messenger RNA of Anolis carolinensis (green anole), 3661 nucleotides long. RefSeq names its product SCY1 like pseudokinase 1 (gene scyl1). The coding region runs from base 51 to 2531 and encodes 826 amino acids. Gene Ontology annotation, biological process: protein phosphorylation. Gene Ontology annotation, molecular function: ATP binding; protein kinase activity. NCBI's taxonomy places the organism in Eukaryota, Metazoa, Chordata, Lepidosauria, Squamata, Anolidae. The transcript is spliced from 18 exons. The record is from RefSeq and is a predicted model, not a curated record.